AUGUCUCGCGUAUUUUUUCGACAUGAUGAAAAUCCUACAACAGGAUUAGAAGAUGAGGCACUUCAAUUUACCAAAGAAUUUUUUGAUGACGAUGAUUUAGAUAUAGAUUUAGUAGAUGAUGAUGAUAGUAUAAUAGAGACCGAUGUGGAAAAAUUAAAAAGAGCUUGGCUAAAUGAAAAUUAUUCUCCGGAAAUUUUACCUUAUGAACCUGCUCUUGAGAGAUUAAAUUCUUUGGUUGAAGAUCAGGCUACCAAAGCUGAAUCCUUAAUACUAUCAUCAAUGGAUACAUGUUCUAUUGCCAUGUUAUUAUUUAAUGAUAAUGAACAAAAUACCGAAUUAAAGAAUAGAUUAUCAUCAUCAGAAUUGGAAUUUGCUGAAAAUUACAUCAAAUUAAUUGAAAAGCAUAAGGAUUCAUCAUUUUUACAUAAAUUUUCUCAAAAUUCGGUAAAUAUAUUGAAGACGAUGAAUUAUGAUUUAGAACAAGCAAUAUUUUGUAAAUUGAAAGAGGAUUUUGGAACUUAUUCUUUUCCUUCAAGUCUUGAUGAAGAAGAACAGUUAAAAAAAGGCGAUUCAUAUUUGAUCAAGUAUAAUGAUAUAAGAAGAUUAUUGAAUGAUGGUUAUAUUGAUUUAAUAUGA
Messenger RNA from Diversispora eburnea, 636 nucleotides. The record is from the annotation of a GenBank genome assembly. Lineage: Eukaryota; Fungi; Glomeromycota; Glomeromycetes; Diversisporales; Diversisporaceae.